AUGCCUUCUACGAUAGACUCAUUGUCUGCUCAUGAAGUAGCUGACAUUCAUUACAUUUACGGGUUUUGUGAUGGCAACGCUCGCGCCGCCUCUCGAGAGUAUCAUCAGCGAUUACCGACAAGACCUGCCGUUGACUACAGGGUUUUCUUAGCAGUACAUCGAGAAUUAAGUGAAAAUGGACUGCAUCGCCCACAUCGUGAACGUGCUUCUACUGUACCGGUGGAUGUGGAUGAACAAGUGUUGCGUUUGGUGUACCAAGACCCCACAAUUAGUACUCGACGAAUAGCACUCCAAUUGGGGAUUAAUCACGUCCAAGUGUGGAAAAUUUUGAAAAAGGAAUGUUUGUACCCUUUUCAUUUUCGAAGAGUGCAGAAUUUGCACGAGCCAGAUUACGCCGGAAGAAGUGUUUUCUGUUCGUGGCUAUUGCGGCAAAGACGAUUAGUCCCGAACUUCUGUGACCGUAUUUUGUGGACCGAUGAGGCAAAUUUUAACAGAACUGGAAUCACAAAUUUUCGAAACCUUCACUUGUGGAUGCCGGAGGAAAAAAAUCCCUUAGCAGUUCGGCCAGCGUCCUUUCAAAUCGAAUUUUCGAUUAAUGUUUGGGCUGGAAUGAUAAGUGAUUACUUAAUCGGACCAUUUAUUCUUCCGUCAAGGUUGACAGGCCCAGCUUACCUAACAUUUCUACAAUAA
Messenger RNA from Parnassius mnemosyne (clouded apollo), 690 nucleotides. Lineage: Eukaryota; Metazoa; Arthropoda; Insecta; Lepidoptera; Papilionidae. The record is from the annotation of a GenBank genome assembly.